CCGCAAGUAUCAGGUUCCUAGUCCCUCUGUGAGAAGAGAAAGAGAGCUGACAGUUUGCUGCUGUCCUCAUCAGCAAGUUCGCUGCCUGUGAUGCGCUAGGGACAGCAUCCCGAGUAAACACCCAAUAUCCAGUUGACCGUCAAACCUGCUAGACUAGAAAUGCCAAUAGCGGAUCUGCUGGGAGUGCGCUUUGACAUGCAGCUCCUGGGCAAGCUGACUCUGUCUGUGGCUGCCGUUCUGCUCAUCUCUUGGGCUUACAGAUUCUACAGCUCCAGGGCUCAAGGCCAAACUCAGACUGACAGCAGAAUCCCUCUGCCCAGGGGCACGAGAACAGGCCCUGAAACCUGCAGCAACUGCAAAACGGUGUUACGACCCCAGAACAAAACUGCAAAAGAGGGGACUAAUGGAGAGAGCCAGUCUAGACAAUCCUCUGUGGAUUCUGAGCAAAACAUCUUUAAAUCGGAGAAAAAUAAUGCCACGCUUAAAAGGGAACAGCCUAAAACUGAGGUAUUUGGAUUCGACACGGCGGAACAUUCUACCACUGCAGGGCAGAGUAACACGGAGGACUUUUGCCAAAAUAAGGAUGAGGCAAAGGGUGAGACAAAAGACUGUAAGCCAGGAUUAACUCUACUGCUGCCUGAUGAGACUGACACUACUGUAGGAAGUCCAACUGGGCGUCGCUCCCCAUGCCUGCUAAGAAAACUGGAUGGUGGCGUAGAAGUUGGCAGAGAGCUCAGGCAGGACUUGGGUCACCUGGGUAGCUUCUCCAGUUUCAAGUCAAAGGCAGAGAUCAAAGUGGAGAAUGCUGACCUGGUCCUGGAGCGGCCAGGUGACCAGACUACUGGAGUACGUGGAAAGAUUUAUGAUUAUUAUGUGGAGACCUCCUCACAUUCAGUUUCUGACCUGAGCCCUCCUCACUCUCUAAGUCCAACUUUUGGACCAUAUGAAACCGGUACUUUGUUUGAUGCGCAGCCAUUAGAGUUGUCCAGCAGUGUGGAUAAACCCCGAACACCAAGUCCUCUUCCUUCCUCUUUGAUAAUUAGAGAUAUAGAAGUAUCUCAUGAGUCGGAUGGGGAGCUUGUCUCUCCGAUCAAAUCAGAACCUGUAAAACUUCUUAGACAUGGACUGAUUCGGAAGGAUAGCUACCUUGCUGCUGCCGUGGACUCCGAACUACAGAUCCCGUUCCCGCCUUCAGUGAGCUCAACACCAUGUGGUCGUUCAGCAGCCCUUUCCAGUGAGGUGUCACAAAGCUCUUCUGACACAAAUAAAGAAACACGAGACCUCAGAAGGGAUUCUUCAGAAGAGCCAGAAGUAGAAACAGUGGCCGGGGCCAAGUUUCUAAACUUUCCUCAGGAGAACAUGGGAAGUACAGAACUGGAGAGUUUAACUGGCAAGCUUGAUUUAGGCAACUGUGUGGAGGCACUGAUGCUAGCCAAGAAACACAGACACAGUGCUCUCCAGGAGGCUGCCCUCCGCGUUAUGUCGGACAAUUACUUCCAAGUCCUACGAGAUCCGGCCCUGUAUGGCCGACUGAAAGCAGGUGAGCGGGAUCAGAUCCAGAGACAGCGCAUGAGAGGCAGAAGAUGCCUAAUGGUGGCGGACAUGGAGUCGCCAGAGUGGAGCAGACUUUCAUCACAGUCUACAGUUUCUGAGGCCAAUAAAGCGUCCAGUGGACUGUAUUACUAUGAUGACUACAAAGACACCUGGCACCCUCAGUGCCAAAUCCCUCAGGAAGUCCUAUCUAGGGGCUGUGCCAUGUGCACCAUGGACAACUACCUGUUUGUGGCUGUAGGCUUUCAAGGGACUGACCGUGUAGCGGUGCCUUCAAGGAAGGUCUUUUGUUACAAUCCCAUGACAUCAAUUUGGAGUGAAAUCUGUCCAAUGAAUGAAGCCAGGCCUCACUGUAAGCUUGUUACCCUACAGGACCAUGUCUAUGCCAUUGGAGGGGAGUGUCUGUCAACAGUGGAGCGCUAUGACCCCAGGACCAACAGAUGGAGCUUUGUCGCACCACUGCCCAAUGAGACCUUCGCCGUCGCCCAUCGGGCCACGGCCUGCAAUGGAGAGUUGUUUGUCUCAGGAGGCACAUUGAGGUACACACUCUUACGCUACAACCCCAAGACUGACACAUGGAGGCAGAGCUUGAUAGUGGGCAGCAAAGAAAGGACCACAGAAAUGGUAGCAGUGCGGAACUUCCUUUACCGCUUUGAUGUGAGCCCUUCCAUGGGCAUCAGUGUGUACCGCUACCAUGCUGUGGCCAGGCUUUGGUACGAGUGCUGCUCCAAGCGAAUGCCCCACUGCCCUGCCUUCCAGUGCGUUGCCAUGGAUGACAUUAUAUACUGCGUCAGUCGGCAGUUCACCAUGAGAUUCUUGGCUGACGAGAUAUCUCCAGGCUUUGUGGCAGAGGAUUUAAAGGUCCUCUCGGCAGCCAAGGGCAUUUUGUUCCCUUUUGUCCUUGCUCUGCCCGAUAAAAGCACCAUUCAAACCAGCGUUUGAGCAAGGUCAGCUCAUGCAAGUGAAAGCCAGAGUGGUAAGAGCAAACACUCAAUGUUCAUAGUCGGAGAUCAGAUUAAGCCUUUGAUAUGUUACUGGAAUGCACAGUCGUCUUAAUCAGUGGCAGUAGAAGUGAAAUAUCAAGGCUAUUAUAGCCUGUAAUUGUAAAGCUAGAUCAGAUUUAUUGUGCACUCUCUGCUAGAUAAAUCUGCUUUUCCGAUGAGAGCUGUUUGUUAUUGGGGGGGGGUUCCAUCCACCCUUGAGUAGUAAGUAAACUCCUAAAUCUUGCUAAUGCUCUAGCGCUCCUGCUUAAAGUGUUUCACUCAGAUAUACUGCUCUGGAGCACUAUAAGCAAAACGUCAACCAGUCAAUGUGUAGAGCAAAGCAGUGCUGCAAUUACUAAAGCUGCUGUAAUGAACAGCACAAACGCUUGUCAUUUCCAGGAUUUACGAAAGAUGGCAUACGGAUAUUCAUGGCCUGCAUGCUUUUUACUCCUGUUUGGGAAUUUGCCCUCAUGAAUAAUUCAAGAUGAUAAAUCAUUGAACAUGUUCUUCCCAUGUCCUUCAUUUAAACCCUUGUCUUAACUGUUAAGUGCAACACUGUCAAAUGAGCACAGGCUAAUGUCAUGCUUUGUAAUGCUACUUUAAU
Molecule: messenger RNA, 3138 nt
Organism: Colossoma macropomum (tambaqui)
Lineage: Eukaryota; Metazoa; Chordata; Actinopteri; Characiformes; Serrasalmidae
Gene: klhdc7a
Product: kelch domain containing 7A
Exons: 1
Coding region: 160-2493 (777 amino acids)
Molecular function (GO): protein binding
Source: RefSeq, a predicted model, not a curated record